AUGAUGGAGGAUAAAGACCUUCACACAGCUGAUGACCUUAAUGACUUUGUGGAACUUUAUAAAGUGGAGCAGGAGCAAAUUCAGAAGAGAACGUUCACCAACUGGAUUAAUGCCCAGCUGUCCAAGAGGAGCCCUCCAGUUGCAGUGUUGGACCUUUUCAGUGAUCUCAAAGAUGGUAGCAGAUUAUUGGACCUGCUGGAGGUGAUGAGUGGUCAGAGAAUGAGCCGGGAGAAAGGAAGAGGGAAGUUUCAGCACAGAACGAACAUUGAAAAAGCGCUUGCAUUUCUUAAGAAGAAAUCGAUCAAACUGGUCAAUAUCAAUGUCUCAGACAUCAUGGAUGGAAAGCCUUCCAUCAUUCUGGGUCUUGUCUGGACCAUCAUCAUGCACUUCCAUAUUGAAGAGUUGGCAAGCACCUUAUCCUUUAGUUCUCGUCAGUCAUCUUUGGAGUCGCUGGCGAGUUUGGACACUUGCUCAACCAGCAGUAGUGCCUGCAGCAGUCCAGUGCCACCCCGAGGUUCACCCUUGCAUGCACGUUUCCGUGUAUCUGCCAAGAAAGCCCUGCUGCUGUGGGUCAGGGAGCAGUGCCACAGGUCUGGUUGUACUCUUAAUGUAAAGGAUUUUAAGUGGAGCUGGAGGAGUGGGGUGGUGUUUUUGGCGAUACUUUAUGCUCUAAGGCCGAAUGUAGUGGACAUGACUAGAGCCCGAACCAGAAGCAACAGACAGAAUCUGGAGGAGGCCUUCCACAUCGCUGAAAGAGAACUUCACAUACCAAGACUACUAGAUCCAGCAGAUGUUGAUGUUAGGGACCCUGACGAGAAGUCUAUUAUGACUUAUGUUGCUCAGUUCCUCCAGUACUCAAAAGACACUCCUGUUUCUGAUGAAGAAAUGCAGUAUCUUACUCCUCCUCAGCGUCUCUCUCCUGUCAAUCUGCCAUCUGACUUCACCCCGUCAAUAGCUGCAUCACGUCUAAGACAGACCUCAGCCAAUCAGAAGGCUCAGGAAGUCACAUGCUGGUUGAUUCAGGCCUAUCAGGAGCUGAUCGAGGGAUGGGACUCCACUGAGGGAGAGAGCUAUGCUGAAAGAUACCACGUCUUCCAUACCUUCAUUGUUUCCUUUAAUGAGCAGCGGCGGCCUAUGAUGCCGUUACUAACGGCGAUGAAGAGGACACUUCAGCUCAGUGCAGAGCAGAAAGCUCUCAAACGAGCCUGGGACAGUCUUGCUGAGAAGCUACGGGAGUACAAAACAGAGUUGGACCUGAGUCUACCAGCUCCUAUGGACACUGUGGGUGGCUGGUUGUUGCGUAUUGAAGAGGUUUUAUCUGCUGAAGAGUGUGAUACAUUGGAUCAUGCUCGAGCUGCGGAAGAAGCCCGUGAGAAACUCGAACUACUGAAGGUGUGUUUGGAGGAGAUGCCACACCAUCUCAAGAGGUUUAGCAUGUUUCAGAACAUGAAUGAGUUUGGAGAGACUCUUGUCCCGACAGACAAGAUGGAAGAGAUGAAGAGAAGGUUCACCAGUGUCCGUGUAACAGCAAAAUAUCAUGGCAUUAAGCUGGAGUAUCAUGAGAGCAGACACAAAGUGUUAGAUCUGCUGAAUCAACUCAACAUUAAAUUGCGUUUGUGGAAAAGAGCCUACAUUUCCCAGGAGGCCAUUCGUGCACUGAUGCAGGACUGGAAUGAGACCGUGAACAAACAGGAACUGACCUCAUUGCUGGAUGGAGCCCUCCAUAGACUCAAACUCAUCACAAGCAAAUACACCAGCAAGGCUGCCUUGGCUGGAGACUCCAGUCAGGUCAAUCAUCAGGUGUCUGAUCUGGAAGCAGAUGUAGCUUCGACGCUGGAGGGUGUACGGAUGGUGAGGGGAACUAUGGGCCGUGUGCUUGCAGCAUGGGACUCUUACAGUGACAUCUACACCUCACUACAUGCAUGGCUGCAGCAGGGACCACACUGCCAGCAUCAUGAACAGAGAACAGAGGUGAUGUUAUCGAUGAUGUCAGAGUGGAGUUCUCGUCAGGCUCACCUGAAUGAGGUGGGGAACUACCUGAUUGAGGUGACAGACCCACAGACUUGCCGCGCCAUUUCAGAUGAACUUUGCAAGAUAAAUCUGCUCUGGGCUGACUUUGCCAAAACAACCCAGUUUGCCUUAGCUGAGGAGCCCAGCAUUGGCCCAUCCAGCCCUCAGACGGUUCAGGUCCUGAUGAGGGAGGCCACUCAGCUACUGAAGGAACCUGUGGAGGUGGUUUCUGGACCACUACGUACCUACACAAAACGACUGCAGCUUAUGAUGAAGAAAAUAAAGGAUGUGGAUCUAGAGGCCCUCUCCCCAUCUCUAGAUUGCUCUCCAGAAACCCUGAGCAAACUUCAGCAGGCAAUUCCUGAGGUGUUGCAGACACUCUGUGAGGCUGAACAGGUGUGUGAUGAGCUGCGUCUGAGUGUGAGUGGAUUAGAUGUGCGUCUGGCUGAACUCUUAUACUGGGAGACUGAAGCCAGAGAGCUUUACCAGCUCCUGAAAGAGGAACCACACAGGCAGAAAAAAGGACAGGACCCCAGAGCCCGGCUGUUGAUUUCUAGGGGGCUACAGUUAGAGGGUCAGGUAGUUAUGGAAGAGCAGGAUCUACAAGUCAUGGUGAUGGCAGGUAAGAAGACUUCACCACUGCAGUAUCUCAUCACAUCCACUAUGCAAGACAGGGUCCGCACCGCUGUGGAAAAGUCACAGGAAGCAGUAGGGAUGCUCAGCUCCUUGGGGGCUUGCAGAGACAGAAGCCCUGCUAGAGACCAGUCCCCUGCCAAGAUCUCUGUCCAACAUCCAGAGAUAAAGGAAGAGCCUCAAUCCCAGAAGCCCAAAGCAUCCCAAACUGCAGCCCUCAAGGCCCAGCCAUCUUGUCAGCCUGUGCCCAUGAUUAUUGUACAAGAGUGUGAAGAUGAGAAAAGGAGGCCACAACCACAAAUACACCCCUAUGAGCAAGGGGAACACUCCCACUCUCAGUCCACUAAGGUAAAGUCACCUGAAAUUUCCCAGGCUCAAGCCAGUAUAGAGAUGCAUUACAUAGAAAGCCAGCAACAACAGUUAGAAAUGAAGAACCAGUGGCAAGUGCAAGCACCAGUAGCUAGCCAGCAACCUCCACUGACCGCACAACAAGCAUCACAAGUUUGUGCUCAGCAAUUAGCAACACAGCCACUGGCAAAAACCCAACAACAAGAGAAAACCCAUCUUGCAUCCCCUGUAACAAAACAACAGAUGAUUCAAGCACAGACACCAGCCCAGCCACAGCCUCAGGAUCAACCAGAGACACAAUCACAGAAAGAGGGUGCAGGCCUACAUCAUGUUUUAACCCAGCAGCAGAUGAGAGAAAAGAAGUCCAAGGCACAUCUGAAGAACAGACCUUGGCUUCAACAGGGGGGGCAAUUUGAAAGUGUUACCAAAAAACCAAUUCAGAUGAUAUCACAACCUCUGGCAGAGCCAGAGGACAAUGAUCAGAAAAGUCCUCAAGAACCACUGCAGCUUAUAGUUGCUUCUAGCUCACUUGAGGCUCACAGACCUGCUCAAGACUUGACCCAGGCACAGUCGAAAAGCAUUGUUCAGAGUGACGUGAAAUGCUUGGAGCAACCACAACAACCACUUGUAGUGAGACCAAAACUACCUCAAACUGUGCCAAUAACUCCAGAACUACCAAUGACCCAAAAGCAACCACGACAGCAAGCAACUUUUCCCAUUCAUCAACAAGUUCUGACCCAACAACAACCUCAACUCCCUAUUUCAGCUCAAGCAACUAUUCAAAAACCACAAGUCAUUGCACCCAUUCAGCAACAGAAGCAACCUCAAACACAGAGUGUGACACCACAGCAACCUCAAGUUAUGAUUCAGAAACAGGCUCAACCUCAAUCCAUGAUUCCCAUGCAGCCACAGAUUAUGGCCCAGUGGCAGUCAAAACAGCCUGUAGCUCAAUCUCAUCCUUCAGUGCCCCAACACCAAAGAUUUCAAGUAGCCCAAGGAGUACCCCAAGGCAUUUCCAGGUCAGUCCAGCAGCACCCCACAACUCCAUUUCAACCACAAGUAAUGCAGAGGCCACAGUCACCACAGGCUAUAGUUCAAUCUCAGCCACCCUCACAGUAUGCUCAGACUGUGAUUUCCCCACAAACCAAAGGUACAUCCCCCAUACAACCUAAAAUCAUCUCUAUGCCUCAACCCCAAAUGCCUGUCCAAUCUCAGACCCAGGUCAAAGCACAGGACAAUGCACAGCAGAUGGUUCAACCACAGGAGCAACCCCAGUGGAGUCCCAUUAAACCAGAAUAUGUCACCCAGCCUUACUCCAAAUUUCAAGGACCAAUUCCUGUAACUGCUCAAAUGCAGCCUCUGGCCUAUAUCCAAACUCAUCCCCAACCUCAAAGUGUCCAUCCAACUCAACCUCAGCAAUGGCCACCAAUAAGACCAGGCAUAGUGACCCAGAUCUACCCCUCUGUCCAAGUUCCAGAGGUAGUCCAACCUCAACCUCAAUUUCCAGUUUAUCCUAAAACUCAGCCUCAGCAGUGGCCCUCCUCAAGACCUGAAUCAUUGCCUCAUUCUUAUGGACAGAUAAGACCUCAAGGUCUAGUUCAGCAUAUGGUUUCCUCUCAGCCAUGGAGGCCUGCCAGUCCAGAGAGGGCUGAGAUUCAAGGACAGAAAGGAUAUCAAGCCCUACAGAGACCACAAAGCCCUCAAUGGCAAUGGGGUCCGGCCCGGCCAGAACUUCAGCCUGAGGUCUUCUCCCAGACUAUAUUUCAAGGUUUUCCCCAGCCAGUAGCUCCAUGGAAUCAGCCACCUGCUCAAACUCCAAUAAGACCUCAAAGUCCACAGCAGCUUCAGCAAAGUCAGCAACAAUGGGAUCCAUCCAGGACAGAGGUACCAUCUCAAACUCGCAUCCAAAGCCAAGCCGUCCAGGCUCUGAUUCAGUCCCAAAUCCUGACAAAGCCCCAGUUCCCAGCACAGGAACUGUCCAAACAGCAGUCAGCUCCUCGAGUUAAGCAGCCAGCACUUGCCCAGGCCCCUCCUCAGGCCUACACUGAGGCUUAUACAAAAGCACAGGCCCUGGUUAGGAAUAGAUUCGAGGAAGCCAAGCACUGUCUUCAAGAGCACAUCCUUGAAGCUAUCAAUGUAUUCAAGGACAAGCGAAUGACGGACAAACAGGCAGCAGUUAAGGAGGAGACACUCAGGACUCUGGACACUGAGCUCCUUGAAGAGUUCUUGAGGGCCGCGGAGGGGAUGGAAGCUUUCUGCACCCCAUCUGAACUCAGAGACAUGGAGUUUUUCACCCAGUCUGUUAGAACACAGUGGGAGGCUGUACACGUUCAAAUAUCAGCAUUUUUGAAGCAACUAAGAUUUGAGAUAACCUGCCUGCAUUUUUACCAUAUGGUUGAGACAUGUGAGAUGCACUUUAAGAGAGAAAAACUCAACCAUAGACCUGAAUCAAAAUCUGAGGCCUGUUUUUCAGCAGAGGGCAGUCUGGCACAGGCAGGGCAGCAGCUGGAAGCUCUUAAGGAGUUGUGUGAUACUCUGAGCCCUGAGGAUGCGCACAGGCUCGCACAGGCCCAACUCAGAGAAUGUGAGAGACGACUCGCUGCCAUCCAGCGGCAGUUUAGUGGAGACCAAGACACACCUCCUCCAGACACUGGUGCACAAAUCGAGCAAAUGAAAGAGCCACCUGCACAGAAAGCACUAGCGGACCCACCAUCUGCUGAGAAGCCCAAAGAGGUUAUUGUUUCAGAUGCUGCUACACCAGUCAGCCCUCAGCAGCUGAGGACUGUGGAGAAGAAAGUGAUAGUGAAACAAAGAAGUACAGAGGAAGACAGGUACCGCAGCUGCAGAUUUACACUACAGGCUCAGCUGAUCAGGAAUGAGCAAUGCAUGCUGGGAGAUCGUCCCUCAGAAUCAGUCACUCCCACAGACCUGCAGAAACGUCUCAGGGAAUUAAAGUCUCUGUGGGAUGAGACGGAGUUACUAUGGAAGGAGUAUGAAGCGCUGUGCAUGCAGUGUGUACAGUUUAACGAAUGCGGUGUUGAGCAGGACCGAACAGAGCUCACUGUAAGGUGGAAAGAGCAGAGGUCACAGUUACAGCGCAGGGUGGAUUCACUGGGAGCAGCACUUGAGCUCAUGGAAUCUAUUAAACUGAAGAUUUCUGAGAUUUCUGAAAGACUGGAAAAGUUCAUCAAAGAGCCCAAAGACAUUAAGGGAUAUACACUAGCCAACCCAGCCAUAUUGAAAGAUGUGAAGGACUUAGAUGAAAGUAUCCAGACAGAAAUGGAUCAUCUGUCUCGGUUCGACUCUGAGCCCAGUCACCUGGACUUGCGGGACCGUUCCCCCCUCACACAGGUAGUUCUUAACCACAGAUCCAGCCUGGAUCGGUUAAGACAACAGGUGCGCAAGAGCGAUGCCGCAGCCCGUGCUCUUGAUCGCUUCCUCAUGUCCCUGCGCACCGUGGUGCUGGAUGUUUCUUCCGUGCAGAGCGCCCCCAGCAGUGACCAUGCAGUACUGCAAGACAGCAGAUCUAAGCUGGCGCUGAUCAGGAAUGGAGUCAACAGUCUCAAGGAUAAGGCUCCACAGUUGGACCAGCUAUUGGUCGGAGCACAGCUUGAAGUGACCCAGGAAGGCAGCCCUCUUUCCUGCCUGGAUAUGGUGGGGGUCCUGGUGCGCAGUGUGGAGGAGGCAGACGAUCGGCUGAUGAUUCGACAUAAGGAGCUCCAGAAGGAACAGCAGAGCCGGGGAAUUGGCCUGAGGCAGAAGACGAUGCUGGCCGAGCUGAGGAAGCUUCAUGGAGCAGCAGAGAAACUGGGUCUGAAGGAUCCCACCAUGCCAGCCGUGCAGCACAGGAUACGAGCUCUGUCACAUCUGGAAUCUCAACUUUACUUACUUCGCCCGGAAUACCAAAGCGUCAAAAAGGCUCUGUCCGAACUCUCUCCACAGAAAGAGCUGCCUGAUCUAGCAGAGGAGGAACUGGACUCCCUUUGGGAGGAGACACAUAGGGCUGUAUCUGACAGACUAGAGCAGUGCUCUGUUCUAAUGGAACUGCUGAAGAAGUUUCAGAACUGUCGCAGUUGCCUUGGCAACACUCUCCAGAGGGCGGAGCAAACUAUGAAUGAGCAGGUGUCAUACAUGGGCAAAGACAACCUGCAACGCCUCCUAGCAAAAGUCAUUAGCAUAAAGGAGGAUCUCAGUGGUCUUGGACCCAAGAUGGAGGAGUUUAGAGCUGUGUGCAGACAGUUGCAGUCUCAGCUGAAGAAAAUCCCUGAAUGCUCAGAAACUCCAUUUGAGACAGAAGCAGAUGCUUUGGUGGACUCUUGGCUGGAUGUGUCAGAGAAGACAGACAGUUACAUGGAUAACUUGCAUGUUGGUCUGGAGUUGUGGGAGAAACAGCUUGUUCUGAGUGGAGAAGUGGACUGCUGGACUUCCACUAAACUCAUCAUCUUUUCAGAGUCCCACCCUUUCAGCAGCGAGGAGGAGGUUUUAAACCUAAAGAAUGAGAUUCAGUGCCAAGAGGACAACCUUGAACACUUUCACAGAAAGUUACUAGAGAUCCAGGAACUUCUGCAGAGCAAAGAGUCUCCUCUUGAAUUGCAGGUAAUGGAAACAAACCUGAGAAAGAAAAUGGUGCAGGUGAAGGAGCUCUUCUCUGACUGCACUGAUGUCUUCCAGGAGUUCCUCACAGUUAAAGCUCAUCUGACUCAGAGGAUUGACACCUGUCAAUCAUCUGUGGAGAACAUACGCUCCUCAGUAGACAUGCUCAGCUCAGAAGACCGCACAAAGCUGGAUGCACAACUACAGGAGCUGUGUGAGCAGCUUUUGGACAAGGAGGAACAGGCUGACUCUUUGUUGAAGGAAAUCACUCUUAUGUCCAGCAUUACUGGGCCACAGGCCAUGGAGGAACUGACCACUCGCAGCAAACAUUUCCAAGAUAGCGUUGCAGAAACCCGGGUCCUGAUUCGUCAGAAGCAAGAACAGGGGGAAAAAAGCUUCCUUCAGACUGUUAAAGAAAAGUGCCAGUCAUUUGAGGAAUGGUUGCAGGACAAGCAGCUCUCUGUAAAUGAGUGCUUUGAGAACCCAGAGAGAAGGCAGGACGUGGAAGCAUCCAUGCAGAGAUUGACGUGUUUCCUGGCUUCUAAAGAUGGAGAACAGCGUCUGUCCCAGUUGAAGCAGAGGUUUGAGAUAGGUGAACAGGACAAGGUCCCUGCAGAGGCUCAUGUUUUGCUCUCCACAUGGCAGCAGGAACAGGAGGGAGAACUGGCCACACUCAGGGCUCACUGCCAGGGACGACAUAAACAGCUAGAUGAUAUCCUCCAUAACCUCAAAAGUUUACAAGAGGAACAUAACUAUUUGAACAAUUGGCUUCAGCACAAGGAACAAGUGCCUGAAAAGAGAGAAAAACUGAGACAACUUCAAGAGGAGUUUCUUAAAGAAAGUGGUCGUGUGGAGGCCUUUCAUGACCUGUUAUCCACGGUAAGGAUGCGUGGCCUGAGGGAUGACUCACUGGUUAGAGACAGUGAGGCCCUAAUAGAUCAAUACCACUGCAUGGGGACUCUUCUGGAGAACCAGGCACAAGUCCACAAGGCCCUCGAUGAUCAAGUUGAAACAUUCCAAACCAAUGCAGAGCACACCAGAGCCUGGAUCAGAGAUUUAAAGAAAGGACUUGAGUCCUUGGGAACGGAGUCCCCAACACAAGAAAAACAUAUUAAGGCUCAGGCUGUUCUUAAUCUAAAUCCUGAGGGUGGCACUAAAUUAGUUGCACUAAAAGAAGAGGGAGAGGCUUUAUGUGCUCACAAGAUAUUGGAAGACAGCAGAAGACAGGAGCUCAGUCACACCUUGAGAAAUAUUGAAGAUGAGUGGAAAAGAGUUUUGGAUAUUGCUCAACAGCUAAAAAAUCAGGCAACGCUCCAAGACUCUCUCUCCAAGGAACUACAAGCAUUUGAGGACCAGGAAAAGAGCACCCAGUCCUGGGUGAGAGAACAACUGGAGAUGCUGCACUUUCUAGGGGAGGAACUUCAGCCACAGAAAAAACUGAACAAAGUGCAGGCUGUCUUGGACUGUCAUCCUGAAGCCGAAUCCAGAUUGGCCAGUCUAAAGAGACAUGGGCAAAGUUUAUGUUCUUAUAAAGAACUUGACAAAGAGAGGAGAAGCCACAUUGACCAAACCCAGAAAGCAGUAGAGGAGGAGUGGAGAAAAGUGGUGCAACUAGCCCAGGAGUUCAAGAACCAGAUCAAGCAUGAGGAUUCUCUCAACAGAGAGCUACUGACCUUCCAUGAUCAAGAGGGGGACACUCGCUCCUGGAUUAGACUGCUGAGACAGACCCUGGAUUCAUUUGAUGAAACAUCUUCUAUUCAGGAGAAACUUAAAAGAGUUGAGGCAGUACUAGCUCAAAGAUCUGAGGGGGAUGACAAACUCACUGACUUAAAGAGGAAAGGAGACAGUCUAUGCUCUUGUGAGGUCCUGAAGGAGGACAGAUGUCAGACAGUCCAACAGACAUUACAAGACUUACAGAAAGAGUGGACAGCAGUUAUGAUGGAUGCUCAGAAGUUGAAAAACCAAUCAGAACUUGAGGAAUCUGUUUCUAAGGACCUUCGAGAUCUUCUAGACCAGGAGAAGAGCACUCAGUCCUGGAUUAGAGAGCAGCAGCUGAAGAUCGAAAUGCUGGGUGAAGAUGCUCAUUUACAAGAGAGAAUUGAUGGCGCUCAUGCUAUCUUGAACUUGGAAUCAGAUGGAGAUUGCAAGCUUUCCACCUUGAGGAUAAGAGUCGAAAGUUUGUGCUCUUGUGAAGGGCUGGAGGAGAAUAGAAAGCAGGAAAUCCAGCAGAAACUGAGAACCAUUGAAGAAGAAUGGAAGAAGGUGCUGGCGGUUGCACACGAACUGAAGAACCAGGCUGAACUCAUGGAUUCUCUGUCAAGGGAGCUUCAAAACGUCCAUACACAGGAGGAGAGCACUUGGUCCUGGAUGAAGAGCCAGAAAGAUGACCUGGACUCAUUGGGGAAAAACACUCAUGGCACUCAGGAGCAGAUUGAGGAGAGACUGAAUAAAGCACAAGCAAUUUUAAAUCUUCGUUCUGAGGGCCACUCUAAGAUUGCAUCCCUCAAAAGAACAGUGGACAAUCUGUACAUUCGAAAAGAUCUGGAUGAAGACACAAGACAAUCACUCAUUGAGAAGAUGAGAAGUUUAGAGGAGGAGUGGAAAGGAACACUGCAGCAAGCACAGGAGUUGCAUAGUCUGCUGAAAUGUGUAGUGGAGCGUCUGGCAUCUUGGCAGUGUCAGAAUGAGCAGCUUCAGUCCCGGCUGGAGCAGGUCAAACGGCAGGCAGCUGCACUGCCCCGUAAAUUUCCCUGGCCCGGUUUAGGGGAUCGAAGGCACACAGUGGAGCAGGCCAGAGUUCUGCUGGACCACACUAGAGCCCUGACCCCAUCUCUGUCUGCUCUAAAGGUGCUCGGGAGGGAGAUGAGCCAGCUGACCCGUGAUCCCAGCUGGAUCGAUCCAUCCUGGGCCACCAUGGAGGAGUGUAUACCAGAGUUAAUCAAAGAGCUUACCGAUUUUUGUGUAAAUGUUGAAGAAGAAAUCCGGAGAGAGAGAGUUUGUGCUCAGUUAGUUGAGCAGCACACCGUAGCUCAGGACUGGCUGAGAGAGCAGGUCAAAGGUUUUGGAGCCCUGCCCACUGAACGCUUUGGUUUACAGGGCACUAUUAACACUCUUAAGGCUCUUCUUCAGACCGUUGACAGAGAGAGGAGAGAGAUGAGAGAACUGGAUGCCGUUAAAGAUUCCCUGAUGAACCUUUGCACCCCUGGAGGUCGUGAUGCUCUGACCUUAGAGGUCAGCCACCUUCAUGACCUCUGUGUGACCUCAGAAAAGGAGAUGAGGGAACGGCUUGCUGUGUGUGAGGCCAGAUUGGGUCAUAUUGACCUCAGGGUUGCUGGUAGAGCACAGAUUCUGAGAGCUCAGGCAGAGAGCCUCCUGGACGAGCUGCGUGCUCAGGACCUCUCUUUAAGAUUUUUAGAGGGCAGACAGAAUAUUAGUCAGCUACAAGAAAACUGGCAUAAUUUCAAGAUUUGUGAGAAAGAACUUGAGGCUUUAGAAGGCAAAGUUCGUGAUCUUGGUCAGGCCCUCCGUAUGGUCCCUUCUGAUGAGGAGCCCCCUAAUGAUGUCAUUUCUGUUGUGGACUCAGUUACGCUGCAAUAUUGCAGUCUGCGGUCGAAACUGUCGGAAAGACAAAAUGACUGUGCAGAUAGCACUGUGCAGUGUGUGAGACAGGCCUUACAAAGCAUACAGUCCUGGAACCAGAUGAGAAAUCAUCCUUGCAGCUCAGCUGUGUCCAUGCAGGCUACAAUUGAGGAAGGUGCGAAACUGUGUAAAAGCCUGCAGGUUGCGCUGUCCCAUAAAGAGCUGCUGAGGGAUUGCCUGGGCCCUGACUUGGCUGGCAAGCUUGAAAGAGAUGGCAUGAAAACACUAAAUGAAGCAGACACUCAUAUGAAUGACCUAAAGCAGGAACUUAAGAAUCUUGAGGAGAAGAUGAAACAGGAAGCUCAGAGUAUGUCACUGGAGGCUCAAAGCAUCCAGCUGGACUCACAGGUUUAUGCUGUGGCAAAGUCAACCAAUGAAUUUGAACAGUCACAGUUUGUUUCUUCUGCAUCCAUCAUCACGGAGAGCUGUGUAAAGAUGGACGACAUUGAACAGGCUAAGGUACAGCUAUCUGAAAACCCUGAAAGUGAUAUCCCUGUAUGUGUACUCUCAGAAAGUACAACAGAGAUAGAAACUUACACUGCAGAAAAAACACCACCAACAUCAGAGACUGACAUUGAUCAGGCUGAGCUCAAAACAACUGCACCAUUAACCACAGAGAUGGUAACUGAGCCAGACACAAGUGUGUGUGAAUCUGCUAUUCCUACAAGCAGCCAUGAAGCACAUGAAGGUGAGGGUGAGUCUAAUUUAAUCUCCGUUCCUUUGGAAAAAAAGCCUGAGAAUGAUGAGAAUGCAGAUGAAAAGAUGCAAACUACCACGUCUGUAGCUCUCCACAGCUUGGAAGUGCAAGACACAAACAUGGAAAUCUAUGGCACUGGAAGUUCAAACACAGAAAAGAAGGACAGCCAAAUGUCUAUUGAGGAUUUGAGUUCAGACUCUUUUGCUGAAAGAAUGGAUGAUGGUAAAUUUGAGGCAGCGGAAGACAAAGAGGAAGAGGACUCAUAUAUUCCACAUUCUCAAGAGCAACGUGGUAAUGAAAGUGAAAUUCAAACAAAAAAGGUUACUGCACUAAUUUUGGAUGUAGAUAUGGUGCACAUACAAAGUAUGGACACACCCACAGACAGUACUACAGUGAGCAUAGUUUCUGCUAGUUCUGUUGGGAAUGAGAACACACAGUGUCAAACAAUGGGCAAGCAAGAUAAUGAAACUUUGGGCCCUCCAAAAGCUGAAGAUUCAAAGAGCAUUCAGUCUACUGGAAAUAAGCCAGGUAUGGAAAAUGUGUCAGAGAUAAGUUCAGCAAUUGAACCAGAUCAUUCACAGCUCACUGAGCUAGACACUAACAGACAAGUGCAAGCAGCUCUACCCACAGAGACACAAGGUAUUGGAGAUGCUGCUACAAUAUGUAUUGGAACAUUGACUUGGAAUAAUGAAACAAAUGGUGCACGUGCUGAUAUAGAGGGCAACUGGACCACAGAUAAUGGCCCACAUGAACUGCAAUGCAGAUAUGUUAUUCUAGACUUCUCUGAGGGAAUGGAGAUGCAGAAACAUCCUAUCCAUGAAGCCACUUCGUUCAGGGAACCCACUGAGGCAGAAAUUCAGGGAUCAGAAUGUCUAACAUCAGAAAGACCAGUGAGAGAUGUUGGGGCAAUGUCUGCUGAGAAAGACAUAGAGGAUCUGGCCAGAACAAAUACGCCUAUUAAAGCAUUAGAAGAGUCUGAAUUAGUUCAAUUAAACCAGUACUUUCCUACAGAAGACAAUGUAGGUGGAGAGGUCAUGCAUGUCAUUGAAGAGGAAGAGACAAAGAAGACCUCAUCAGGUGAUACAGCAAAAUCCACUGAAGCUGAAUCUAAAUUGACACCUCCAAUCAAGCAAUGGAAUGAGGAUGAAACUGAGCUCCAGUCAGAAAGGAUGGAUUUCUCACCAAUACCAGAGGACAAAGCUGAAGUUGGAGAGGCUAUGGAUGUCAUUGAGGGAGAAGAGACAAAGACCCCAUCAGAUGAUAAAUCACAAACCAUUGAAAUUGGACCUAGACCAACACCACCAGUCAGGCAUCGAAAUGAGGGUGAAACUGAGGUCCAAUCAGACAAGAUGUAUGUCUCAUCAACACCAGCAGAAAAACCUGAAGGUGGAGGAACUAUGCAUAUAAUUGAGGAGGAAGAGUCAAAGAAGACCCUGUCAGUUGAUAAAGUACUAUCCAUAGAAGCUCAUCCUAAAUUUAUGCCACCAGUCAAGCGACCAAAUGUCCAAUCAGACAAGAUGGAUGUCUUAUCAACACCUAGGGAGAAACCUGAAGACAGAGACACUAUGCAUAUCAUUGAGCAGAAAGAGUUGAAAAAGACCCCAUCAGGUGGUAAAGCACAAUUCAUAGAAAUUGAACCUAAACCAACACCACCAGAAAGGCAACGAAAAGAGGGCAAAACUGAGGUGGAUAUGUCAUCAACACCAGUAGAAAAACAAGACGAUGGAGACACCAUGCAUAUUACUGAGAAGAAAGAGCCUAAGAAGACCUUAUCAGUUGGUAAAGCGCAGUAUGUAGAAAUUGAACUUAGACCCAUGCCACCAGUCAGAAGACGGAAUGACAGUGAAAGCAAGGUUCAGUUUGACAAAGUGGAUGUCAAACCAACACCUCCAACCAGACAAUGUAAAGGUGACAGGUUGUCUCUAAACUUUGAAUCACAGAUACUUCAAGAAGUCCUUCCCACCCCACCUAGCAGAAGGCAUAGAGAGACACUGGGAAGUGAAAGGCUUUCGCAUAAUCUGGAGACCCAACCAACACCACCAACAAGACGACGUAAAGAGAAAGAAGACCAAAGAUCGCUUGAUCUGGAGACCCAACCAACACCACCAGCAAGACGACGUAAAGUGAAAGGAGAAGAUCAAAGAUUUUCACUCAGCCUGGAGACCCAACCAACACCACCAGCAAGAAGACGUAAGGAUAAUCCAGAGAGUAAUACAGUUUUUCAUAGUGCUGAAUUAAGAAAAAUUGAUGAUCAGCAAACCAGUGAACAGAAAGUUGGAGAAGAGCGUACUGUUAAACCAACCCCACCUGUUAGACGCAAAGUUAGUCAAGCAGAAAGUGAUGUGACUCUGGCACUUUGCAAAACCCAAGAAGAAAGGGAGACCUUUGUGAAACCCACACCACUAACAAGAAGAAAAGUUAGCAAAGCUGAUAAAGAAUUAGUAGCAGGUGCUGUGAAUUUGCAAGAAGAAAAGAGCAUAGUUAAACCAACUCCACCUCUGAGGCGAAAAGACAGUCAAGCAGAGACCGAGAUGGUUUCUGUUACUUCUAAAAAUGAAUUUAAGGAGCUUCUCCCCCAACUAACUCCACCAACUAGGCGAAAGAAAGAUAAAGCUGAUGCUAACAGACUUGCUUUGAAACCAGCUGAGAUAAAGGUCAUAUCAACUCCACCAACCAUGCACAAAGAAAGUUCUGAGAAUAUAAAGGUUUCAGUCUGUGCAACAAUGGAGGAGGAGGCUGAUGUUAAACCAGUAACCAUACAGGAAGAUAAAGAGGAUCAUGACAGGAAGCCAUUGGUUGGUCAGAAACAACUAGAAGAGGAGCAUGACUCUGUUAUCUUGGUCCCAGAAUACACAGUUAUAUUAAGUCAAACUGGGGGCAUCAGUGGGAUACAGCCACAGGAUCAAGCUGUAGGUGUGUCCACCCAGUUUGGUCUCACCACUGAAAACAUUGAGAGUCCAGUAGAGGAAGAGGAGGAGCCACUAGGACCCACAAUGAAGGAUAUCUUCUUGGAGAUCAAACAAAAGACUGAAAAGGGACCAAAAAGUGUGCUCAUGGAGGGUAUGCCACAUGAAAGUUUCUUGAAAAUUCUGGACACGUCCAGUGCCGACCUCGAAACUCGAUUAAAAAGACUAGUGUUUAAUUUAUUGGACCUUCAGAAUCAUCCAGCUGCUCUGAAUUCCACAGAGAUGGCCAAACAGCUAGAGAAGGCUGAGGAAUGUAGAAGGUGUGCCGAGAGACAGGUGUCAGUGAUGUCUAAGCAAGACCAGAUUUAUGGGGACAUUGGCCCCAUCACUAAUGGCACAGUCCAUGACACUGAGGCCAUGCAACAGCUGAGUGCUCAGUGGAGUGCAACAUUGUGGGAUGCAGCAAGUGCUGUCCACUCCAAGGAAGCUCAACUACAGAUGGUUGCAGAUUUUGACAGACAGACACAGAAAGUCAAAGCUACUUUGGUGAGACUCCAAAUUGAGCGGGAGGCAAUAAGGACAUCUCCAGCUGAGAGCAGUUUUGUUGAAGAAGAAAGGCUACGCUCUUUCUUGAGAAACAUGGAGCAGGAAAGGACAGCUGUUGGUGAGCUGAUUCAGACUCGUGCAAAACUAUCCCCCCACCUCAGUCUGCCUGAAAGACAAGUGGCAGAAAUACAGCAAAACAAAUUACAGAGCCAGUGGAGGGUGCUGGAGAGGGAUGCAGAGAUGGCUCUUUACAGGGUCAAUGCUUAUGCCAAAGAAAGUGCCACCCUUUUUCAAGAUAUCAGUGCUUUAAAAGACCAUUUAGAGAGCAUCAAGAAGACCUUGGACGCAUCAAAAUCCUCAACGGCUGUAUGGGACAGCAAGAGAGCUCAAGAAGUUAUGAAUAUAAAUGCUGAUCUCGCUUCCACCCAAAAACAGCACCUUAAUCUUCAGCAGACUUUUGAGGCUCUUGCCCAAGGUUUCCAAUUUCAGGCAGUGACAUCGAGCAUUAAGCAAGACCUUCAGAACAUCAAAGAACAGAUGGAUAAAAUCAGUGAACAGUUAACAGCUGCAACCCCUACCAGCAGAAACCCAACAUUAACUAAAAUUGUAAAGGUGAUGACAGAUGCACUGGUGUGGGCCAAGCAGACAGAAUUUGAUAUUAAAGGACAGCAGAUGAAGGUGUCUUUUCUUCCAGAAGAGGUCCAUCGACAGAUUAAAGAUUUGAAGAAGUUACAGUCAGAGAUGAGCUCCAAGCAAACCCAAUUGAAGGCUUUGGUUGAGGAAGUCACCGAGCUGAUACCUGACCUAGAAGAGUCUGAUGUUCCUAUGGUGACCUCAUCCUUGAAGACUCUUAAAGAUUUGUCCGAAUCGACAGCAGGAAAACUGGCCAAGGCGGUUCGCGAGAUGGAGUCAGGGCUUCAGACCCGGGAGAAUAUGUCAGAGCAAAUAGCAGAUGUUGAUUCUUGGGUGGUUGGACAUCUCCAGAGGGAGGCUUUGAGGAGAGAGGAUUAUCAAAGUUUGUGUGUGGCAGACCUGGAUCGCAAGUUGAGGCAGAUCCAGGACUUUAUUGGAGAGGUUGAAAAGCAGUCUGCUGUCCUUGAAGCACUUCAAAUGAAAAGUAGAGAUAUUGCCUCAGAGCUAAGUGUCUCCGAGAGUGUUCAGUUGAAUGUGAAACUCACCAAACUUCAAGAGGACAUCAAGAAUAUUGUCAGCUAUGAGAAAGCUUGUUGCCAGAAAGUUAUGGAUGUCAUACAGAACCAAGAAUCCUCUCAGAGAAAAGUAUCAUCGCUUGAGAAGAGUCUGAGACAAAUGCUGGUUAACGUAAAAAGACACAGGUUCCCUGUUACCAAGGACACUCUGUCCGCCAUCGAGCCCAUAAAACAGAUGAUUGUGGAACACAAAUCUCAGAUUGACCAAGUCAAUCCCUGUUUAGAGGACAAGAGAAGAGAGCUGUUAUGUGUCAUUACUGAACUGCACCACAAAAUUAAUGAUUUGGAUCUCAAAGCACAAGCUCAUGAAAGGUACUUGAACUUUAGACAGCAUGUUGAAGAUCUCAAGGAAGAAGUCAACGCUCAGAUACCAAGGACCAAAGAUAAGAGUGUCAGCCAAGAGGGACGCUACAGGACCUGUCAGGUUCUACUGACCCAAAUCCCUUUAAUAACACUCUUGUGUGAGGAAACAGAAGAAAAGCUUCAGGAUAUCACAGCAGAUCUUUAUCCAUCUCAGCUCUCUGCGGAGCAGGAAAGACUUAAACAAGUUCUGGAAAAUCUCAAAACUCAGGAAUUGGCAGUGCACAAUAAUCUUCAGAUAGUGGAAUGGGAUCUACUGAAACACGUUCAUUACCCAUCAGAAGAGAGAGUUCUCCAGACGUUCCUCAAAGAGACCAAUGAGGAACUGGAAAAGCCUUGUGAUAUUGAACCAAAAGUGGAAGAACUUGAAAAAGAACUGAGAAGGUGCCUUGUGCUUAGAAAGCACAUAGAAUUCAGAACUCGAGUGCUUGAGAUUCUUGACAAAAGGAUCAGAGUUCAGUGUGAACAGAGGCCAGAAGACUCCAAACAGCUUACUUGCUUGAAGGAUAUGGUUUUGGAAAAGUGUGAUCAAAGAAUGAUGAGCCUAACUGAAGCCAAGGAACUGUUAAGAAACUAUGCCAAGGCAGUGAUUAACACCAGUAGGUUCCUCCAAAGAGCUGCGUUGGUCCUCCUUCCCUCAAUCUGCUCUGCUGGAAGCUGUUCAGAAAGACUCAAAGACACUCAGCAAGCUUUAUCAACCCUAGACACUGAGUUCCAGUCCCAUGUUUCACAGCUCCAGACUCAGGCCCCACAGCAUCCCUGUUUCAAGCCACAGAAAAUUGAGUUUCUCCAGACAGAGGUUCUAGCCGAGCUCUUGGUCAGGCUGACGACCCUCAAGGCCCAGGCCCAAAUACAACUGGAAACUCUGAUGAGGUGUGUUGAAUGCCAGAAAUCUUCUCGUAAAUGUUAUGAAGAGCUGUGUCAGCAAGUGAGGGACUCAGAAACAUUGCUAUCACAAUGUGCAUCCAAUAAAAUUACUUCACACAAAGACUGCAAAGACCUGCAACAGAAACUCAAGGCUCUAGUGGAAGAGGUUGAGAUGCUUCCUGGGAGACUGGAGGAUCUGAGAGAGUGGUGCUCCUUGUAUGGCUGCAGAGCCAACAGGGAGGAUGCAGUGAGCGCCCUCUGGGAGCAGGUGGCACGAUUGCAGCGUUGUGCCAAUGAUCUGCAAACACGCUCAGAGCAAAUGGAAGAAGAAUGGAGUGAUGUCACAAAGAGUGUGGAGCAGGCAGCCACUGUGUUGGAGCAGGUAGAGGCAGAACUUCCUGACAGCAGCAGAGAGAAUAUGACUGGUGACGAGCUGCAGGAACUACUGCUGUUCUGGUCCCAGUACCAGGACAGACUGGACUGUGAACAAAGAGCUCUCUCCGCAUUGGAAUUAAGAGCUGCUAGGUUGCUGGGUGUCCCCUCCCAUCUGGAACAAGCCCCUCCCAUUGCACUGUGCCAAGAGCUUCGAGCCCUGCAGGAGCGUUACCACAGUCUGAAGGAGCGGAGCACUCACGGUCAGAGGUCAGUGAGAGCAGAGGUGGAGGAGAGGGAGCGGGUACAGGAGCAGCUACAGGGGGUCAGAGAAUGGUUGGAUGCUGCCGUCUCUCUCCUCUCUGUACUGGAGCACGAGCCUAGCAAGAAACAGCUACAGGAGGUUCACUCACAGCUGUUUACCAAGAAUGCCAUUCUGCAGCGGAUCUCGGAAGGCUUGAAGAUGAUGUACUCUGACAGAAACAAGCUGGUUCCUGAGGAGAUCGAAGGAAUAUUACAGGAGGUCUCACACUCAUUACAGGAAGUGGAGGAGCAGGUAGUGACGGCUCUGGAGAAGAGCGGUCCACUUCACAGGCUGACUGCAAAGAUCUCAGAGAUUAAAGCGGGUCUAGGUUCAGUUCAGAGCUGGUUAGAGCAGAAAAACCUGAACUUCACUGAAGCAGAGAGCACACAGAAGCAUGUGUGGGAUGAGCUGGACAGUUUACACACUCGUCUGACGGCAGUGGAGGUGGAGCUACAGGACGUGAGCGAGGUGCAUCCGGAUGAGACCCGUCUGAUCUCUGAAAACCUGACAAAUGCUCAGCAGACACACACAUGCCUCAACAAACAGGCUGAACAGAGGACCGCCUUUCUCAGCAAGAUCCGUGACUGGCUGCAAGAGCAUCAAGAGAUGGUGGAGUGCUCACAGAGCUGGACCUCAGAGGCUCGGUCUUGGCUUACCACACCUUGUACAUACACCACUGCCAGAUGCCUGGACAGCCAUGUGAAUGCACUGCAGAUGGUGCUGAAUGAUUCUGCUCAGAUGAGACGGACUCUUCAGGGUUUUGGCAGUGUGCUAACAGAGAUGGGAAGUGUGUUUGAUGUCAGUGCAUUGGAGGAGCAGCUCUCAAACGCUGAUCGACAUGUGGCAGACAUGCAACACAGCCUACUGGAACCCCUUUCUCAGCUUGAGCAUGCAGCUGCAGAAGUGGAUGCCAUUGAGUCAGAGGUGAAAGUCAUGGAGAAAGAUGUGGCCAAAAUCAAAUCUACCCUUACCAGCACAGAGGACAUCAGCCAGGACAAACUCAAGGCUACAGAGGACAGGAUUGACCUGAUGAAAAGAACUGUAGCUGAAAUCCAGAACUGUAUGGAGGGUCUGUGUCUUCCUGACAAAGCUGAAAACACACUCCUGGUGUUCAAAAGAGCUGAACUUCUACAGAAACAACUGCUAGAACUAGAACAGUUGGCUCUAGAAUACUCAGCUGAGGUGCAGGCUACAUCUGCCAUGUCCAUUAUUGCCCCGACCAUCAGUGCCACACCCCUCUCUAUUCCACCCACAAUCACUGAAGAAGAAGCACAGGAGAGUGGUCAGAUUCAGAUUGUGCAUGUAGAGGAUGAUGUGUUGAAGAAAUCAGGAGCGACGCUGAUGACAGUGGAGCAGUCCACACCUGAGCAGAGACUCUGGAUCACUGAGAAGAGCACCCCCACAGAACAACAGCAGGAGUCUGAUGAAGAGGAGGAGCUCUAUGAGGAUGUAGGAGACGGGGAGGAAGAUGAAGACAAUGACAAAUAUGAAGAUCAAAUAGAAAAUGAGGAUGAGGAGGCAAGAGAAAGCUCACACAUCUCACUGAACUCUGAGACUUCCACCAGCGUGGUCAUGGAGGUAAUGGAGAAAACAGAUUCAAAGGUGAAUGUGGACACAUCUGUUGCCUCAGAAACAGAUGUGUCAGAAGCUUUAUCUGAAGCAGAUACCACAGUGGAAAGCCAGUUUCUCCCUGCAGACAUGAAACAGUGUGCAUGGAGGGGGGAACAGACGUCACACACCAGUGACACACUCACACACACCCUCACAGAAUACAUAAACAAACAUUCAAAGUCUCAAGCCCCACCCAUAGAGGCAGAAGACAUUUUGACACCUGACAAAGGGAAGGCAGUCAGCCAGAGUAGGUGUGCUAUCUCUCUCUCUCUCUCUCUCUCUCUCUCUCUUCUGUCUUUACCUUUACCCAUCUGUCUCCAUUACACGCCCUUCCCCUGCCUCGUAAUACUUGAUAUCAUUCUCUCUCUUUUUGUUCCUCUGGCUGUCUGUGGGUCUGUUAAACUGCUGUUGUGUAUGACCGUCCAGGCCGCAGGUGAAACCAGGGACUCGGGUGGAUGGUUGUCCAAUGACAGGUUGCUCCAUGCCUGCUUUGAGAGGGCAGAGCACCUGGAGGUGUGUCUGGAGAGAGCACAGGUCAGCCUGGAAGGGUUGAGACAGCCAGCGCAGGACGCAGCCAUGCAGCACAGCAUUGAACAACAACUUCAGACCUGCCAGGUGACUCUCGUGGAGAUUGAGCAAAAGAUCUCCUGUCUUCCUGUGUGUGAAUUGAAAGAACAGGAGCAACAUGAGGCUGAUUCGCUUAAUACGAGACUCCAGUUGUUGAAGAACUGACUAGUGACUGUACAAUUACAGCUGCAAGAGAAACACACCAAAGAUCAUGUGCAUGUUGAGCAAGAGCACCCCCUGCAUGCCAGGUUAAAGCGUAGUGUGCAGGAGAUGCUGAGUUCAUCCAGAGGCAAACUGUUCAGACAAAGCAGUCUGCAACAACAGAGAGAAUUGGAGCAUGGUUUGAAUGAACAGAGGGAUUUAACUAAAGCCAUUGCAAUUCAAGGCAGCAGAGCCCGAGCACACAGCCAGAGCAUAGAGAAACAGACAUGCCCCUCGGCAGCAGAAAAUAAUGAUGACAAGAGACAGGAAUUAGAGUUAGCGGUCCACAGGAAGUGGACACACCUUCGAAGCAGACUGACCAAGACAGCAGAGUCAGACCAGGAUGGAGACAAAGAUAAUGAUUCAUCUGAGAUUCUCGCUCCAUCUGUAUGUUUGUGGAGUGGAUCUGCUGUUUCUUUCUGUCUGCAGGAGAUUCAAUCAAACAUCACACAGGUCAAAGAACUGGAACACUCAGCAGUUACGCAGCAUGAUCAUCAGUAUCUGGAUGAAGGUCUGUUUGAGAUGCUGAGUGGGGUGGAUCUCACUCUCAGCUCUGUCACACACACACUCCUGUUUCAGCCAGCAACCUCACACAUGGACAUACAAAACCAGCUGCAGCAGCUACAGAGUCUAUCUGCAGAGUUUACGUCUUUGGGUGCCAUGUUGACCAUCCAGGGGUCAGAGGUCAUAAAGUUGUUAGGUUCGGGUUCAUUGGUAUCAGAGACCUCUGUUUGCCUGGAUCUGAUGAUGCAGCGUGUGUGUGACGUUCAGAAGACUCUCACUGAGAAACAGGAGCAGCUACAGGACCGAAUAAAGCACACAACUCAGCUGCAGAGAAGAGUGAAAGACCUGCAUGACUCGGUACUAACUAACACGUCACCCCUUUACCGAACAACUAAUGGAAAAACCCAUCAUGACCUUCACACACAGCUACAGGCUGUUACGAGGCGGAAACAGGAAGUGGAGCAGAGCGAGAGAGAGCUGGCAGAACUCAGAAAGGAGACUGAGAGUAAGAGUCAACCCUCAUCCCUCACACAGGAGAUCAGCACUCUGGAGGCAGUAUUGGACAGUGUGUGGAGUGAUUUAGAGCAGCGCUUUGGAGCUGUGCAGUGGAGUUUAGAUCAGCAGCAGAUGAGUGAGAGGAUACUGAAGGGUCUACAGAUACUGCUGGAUCUGGGCAGAGAGAAACUCACCUGCACCUCUCAGCUGGAGCUCAACAAUCCAGCACAACUACAGACACAGCUCAACACACACAAGAAGUUUUUCCUGUCUUUGGGCACCCACCUGCGGAGACUGCAGCAACUGAGUGUGCGGAUGCCAGACAGCAACCCCUCUGGCUGGGAGUCUGCAGUGUCUGAGCUGGAAUGUAAAGCGUCCAGUGUACAGCAGCAGGCUCAGGUUGUAGGGACAGUACUGCAAUCAGCCCUGCAGGUUUUAACUGAAUGGGAAGAAAACCAUUUGUGGUUACAAACUCUGCUGCAGAGGCUAGAAGGUCAACUUCCCUUAAUGCUUCUGUGGGACCAAUCCGAGGCACAGCUCAGCGAGAAUAUUUCUGUCUAUCAGAGUUUGCAGAGAGUUCUGGAGGAGAACAGAGCUCGGAUCAGUCUGGUUCUGGAUGAGGGCCGCAGACAGCAGGAGCAGAUUUCUAUUAGUGAAGUAGACAUCCCUAUAUGUAUAGUGGGCAUGUCUACACCAAAGCUGGAGGAGAGAUUGGCUGCACUUCAGAGAAAGGUGGAGCAGGGACUUGACUCCACCCAACGACUGAAGAAACUUUGGAUCAGGUACCGAAGUGAUUCUGUGGCUCUGACUGAGUGGAUGGGCGGAGCCAAAGAAUGCCUGCUUACCUGGAGAGAUCACAUGAUCUCAGCUGAACAGGAAACAGACCACGUCCUCUCCCAAUUCCAGCACUUCACAGAGUUUAUUAAGGAGCUAGAGGUGAAAUCUGCCCUAAAGGCAUCAGUGAUCAGUUCUGGAUCUUUGAUCAUGUUGCUCAGUGAGAGAGAGCAGAACAAUGAGAUGCAGAACAUCAGCAGAACCAUAACUGCUCUAAGAACAUCCACAACAUCCUCUGAAAACCUACCACCAAGUGAAACCAGCAACCUCACCUCUGUUGUCCUAGAAAACAACUACGAAGACUCCUCACCUUUAGAUGUCAUUUUUCCAACAUCUGCUGAGGAUACUUUAGAAACCGAUUUGUCCCCUUUUCAAAACACUUCUUCAGAGGAAUCUCAUUACACUACCACUGAGAAACAAGCCUCAUCAGUUCUGGGUUUGUCUGUAAAGCAGGAAAUGGUUCUGUCUCUCCAGUCCCAGUUAUCUCAGGUGGAGCAGGUCUGGAUGGAGAUACAGACACACAAAUCUGCCAUCCAACAGAAACUGCAUCAGAGUAUGGUGGAGAGGCUGUCUCCUGAAGAACUGCUGGCUGAUGUGUGUGACUGGAUUACAGGUGCUGAGAGAAAGUUACAGGCAGCUGAGCAAGAGGGUCACAACACUUGUUCUGCCACAGAGCUCACACACCUGCUCAAAAGAUAUCAGGAGCUUAAGAGAGAGACGGGCUGUCAGCAGAUGUCAGUUGAGUUUAUUAAUCAGUGUGAAUUGAAGCAGGUUGGGGUUGACUACCACACCAACAGGUACAGACACAUAACAUUUGCUGAACAUUUGGGACAUGUCAAUCUGCGCUGGCUCACUCUGCAGGCCCAACUUAACACACAGAUUCAACAGACUGAAGAACUGUUGAGGAUGUGUGCAGAACGAGAAAACAAACUGCAGUUCCUGCAGCACUGGGUUAGAGGUCAAAAACGAUGGAUGCGACUGGCUAAAAAGCCUGCUAGUCGCUUAUUUGCUGAAAGGAGCCUGAAGGACUGUGAAGAGCUAGGGGAGAAGUUGAAGGCCAAAUUCUCAGAACUUGCUGAGCUGAGGAAAAGGAAACUUUCUCCUGAUGAAGAAGACAAGGAUGAAGACUUCUCCACAAAAGCUGACAAUACCUCUCAAUCUUUAACUGAGCUUUCACAACAGAAUUCAGCCCUUGGGAAUACUCUGCAGCAGCUGUGUAAUGUGUGGUCUAAGUUUGAAAGUGGGAGGAGUCAGGCAAUUCUGAACACAAUGAAGAUCCGCCAAUCACUAGAGUACUUCCACUCCCCUCUGUGGUCCCUCUCUGCCCUCCAGACCAACAUUGAUAAGCUACAGGUCUUUAAAGCCGAGGCAGACAAGAUUGACAGGCAAUGGGAGGAUCUUAGCGAAACAUUGUCAGUCCUUACUGGUGGCAUUAGCACAGACUCUGCCCAGAUAUUAUCUAAACACCUAGAAAAAGAGAAAGCAAGGUGGAUAGAAGUGAAGGAAAAUGUCACACAGGGCUUGCAGAGGUCACACAGUGUUCUGCAGGUGUGGCAGAGAUUCUCUGAUUUGAGACACACCUGCUCAGAGCAGCUUCAGCAUCACAGAAACCAGCUCGUCACACACACCAAAACACCAGCGGACCACAAACAACUCACACACAGCAUUGAGGAGCUAAAGACAGUUUUACAGAAAAGCUCUGAUAAUCAACAGACUGUACUGGAUGAAAUGCUUGCAGCAUCUAAAGAUCUGAUCGAACAGAUGGAGGAUGAAAAUGCUGUUUUCAUUAGAUCAGAGUGCCGUUUGUUAACACGCAGUUUCCUGCAGUUAGACCAGACAUUGAGAGGAAGAAUUCAACACAUGCAGGAGGAUCUCGAGCAGUAUAAGGAGUUUGAAAAGUUAUUUCAGACCCUUGAAACACAAUUACAGCUGUGGGAAAGCAAGCAAAGAAUGGACAGCAAGCACACAGACACAUCUGAGUCUGGUCUGAUGGAGGUCAGUUCCCUCUCUCCUGAUCUGGAUCUGCUAAACACAAUCAGUUACACACUGACCCUCAGUGACCCCAUGACACAGAGGCUGCAGAACCUCAACAGGAUGUGGGCACAGGCCUCUGCACCUGCUCAGGAGAGAUGCAGUGAGUUGCUGCGGGCCUCUCUCCAGCAGCAGAGCUUUGAGCAGAGAUGUGAGAGCUGGCUGGCUUUCCUACAGCGCAUGGAGGAUGGUUUGGCUGUAGAAAUCUCAUCAACUUACACUGGACUAAGAGAACAACAGUGCACACACCAGUUUUUUCAGGCAGAGUUGUCUUUAGGCCAUCAGAUCCUUCGUUCUGUGAUCAGUGAAUCUCUGCUCAUAAUGCAGAAGGGAGAGGUGGAUGACAGAAGUGACUUCCUGUUAAAAUUGGUGCAGCUGAGAGAGCACUGGCAGCAGGCAGUGCAGAAAGCAGCUCAACGGCGCGCUCUAGUGGAAGGGCUCAUACAUCACUGGCACCUUUACACACACACACUGCAGAAACUCCGCAAACUUCUCACACUCACGCACACCCUUCUGUCACCCGCUGGUCCCACACACUGCAGUGUCCUGCAACUUCGCCUUUCACUGAAAGAUCUGAAGCGUACGGAACUGUUGUUUCAAAGGUUAGUGUCUGCAUAUUUGUGCGUGAUGGAGGUAGGCAGGCAGCUGUUCUCCGUGAGUGACACGCAGACGCAAACACAGUUGCAGACAGACCUGGCAGCCCUGCAAGAGGACUGGGAGCAAUGCCAGUGCAUGAUGGGAAAGAGGAAGGCUCUCACAGCUGACAUUAUCAAGAAGUGGGAGACUUGUGAGACCAGACUAACCGAUCAGGCCCAGCGCCUGGAGGAGCUGCAAAUCAGACUGAAGCAGUCGAUACCAGAUCAACAUGAGGAGAUGGAGGAGGAAUGCCUUCUCGUGAAGGAGGUUCAGGACUGUUUGGAGGACUGGGCAGUCAGUUUGUCUGAGCUCAGCACCAUGAAGACGGAUCUGUCCCAGUACAUCCUCACCGAUGAUGUCCUCCUCCUGCAGGAGCAAGUGGACCAUCUGCACUGCCAGUGGGAAGAACUCUGCCUCAAAGUGUCUUUGCGUAAACAGGAGAUUGCUGACCGGCUGAACGCCUGGAUAAUUUUCAAUGAGAAGAACCGUGAGCUGUGUGAAUGGCUGACACAGAUGGAAAACAAGGUGGCGCACAGCGCCGAGCUCAGCAUUGAGGAGAUGGUGGAGAAACUCAAGAAGGACUGCAUGGAGGAGAUCAACCUCUUCAGUGAGAACAAAACACAUCUGAAACAGCUGGGAGAACAGCUCAUCACUGCCAGCAACAAGACCAAAGAGACAGAAAUAAACGAAAAGAUCAAGGACAUCAAUGACCGCUGGCAGCAUCUAUUCGAUCACAUUGAAGCCAGGGUGAGGAAGCUGAAGGAGACGUUGGUGACUGUACAACAGCUAGAUAAGAACAUGAGUAAUCUCCGCACAUGGCUCUCCCGUGUUGAGGGUGAGCUAGCCAAACCCAUCACCUACAGCAUCUGCCACAGUGAGGAAAUACAGCGUAAACUAGCAGAGCAUCAGGACCUGCAAAGGGACAUUGAACAGCACACAGAGGGCGUGGCAUCUGUCCUGACCCUGUGCGAUGUUUUGCUGCAUGAUGCGGAUGCUUGCGGCAGUGAUGGAGAGAACGACUCCAUUCAGCAGACCACACUCAGUCUGGACCGCCGCUGGAGGAACAUAUGUGCCAUGUCCAUGGAGAGGAGAAUGAGGAUUGAGGAGACAAGGCGUCUGUGGUGCAAGUUCCUGGACGACUAUGCACGCUUUGAGGAGUGGCUUAGUGCAGCAGAACGCACAGCAGCUAAUCCUGCCACCAAAGACGUGCUCUACACCUGUGCUAAAGAGGAACUUAAAAAGUUUGAGGCAUUCCAGCGUCAGGUCCAUGAGCGUCUGACACAACUGGAGCUGGUGAAUAAACAAUAUCGCCGUUUGGCACGAGAGAACCGAACUGACGGUGCCAGUAAGCUGAAGUUGAUGGUACACGAGGGAAACCAGCGCUGGGAUACGCUUCAGAAGAGAGUGGCCGCUGUGCUCCGCAGGUUAAAGCACUUUACAUCCCAGCGUGAGGACUUUGAGGGGACGAGGGAGGGGAUUCUGGUGUGGCUGACCGAGAUGGACCUUCAACUCACCAAUGUAGAGCAUUUUUCAGAGAGUGAUAUCCAUGAGAAGAUGCGUCAACUCAGCGCAUUUCAGCAGGAGAUCACUCUAAACACAAAUAAGAUUGAUGCUCUGAUCGUGUUUGGAGAGAACCUGAUCCAGAAGAGUGCUCCACUGGAUGCUGUACUCAUAGAAGAUGAACUAGAGGAGCUGCACUCAUACUGCCAGGAAGUGUUUGGCAGGGUCGCCCGAUUCCACCAUCGCCUCAUCAGCAGACGCCCGGUACUGGAGGAGGACAGGGAUUUCUCAGACAGAGACACAGAUCCGGAGGACUCGGCUGAGUUCAGUGGGGUGUGGGAGAGGGAAAGAGAGGAAGAGGAGGCUGCUAUGAGCUCUGAUGUUUCUCUGACGGUAGGACAGGCUGUGUGCCACCUGUUAUCACCCGCUCUGGAGCGCUCUGGGCGUGAGACGCCCGUCAGUGUGGAUUCCAUCCCUCUGGAGUGGGAUCACACAGUCGAUGUGGGGGGAUCUUCAUCUCCAGAGGAUAAUGAGGAGUUGACAUACUACAGCGCACUGUCAGAUGUAGAGGUCACUGAGAGCUCUGAGUCAUUUGUUAAAGCUACAGCUAAAGCUCUGACGACCGUGGUGAGAUCAGUGGUGGAGACGUGGCAUUCUCCUGAUGUGCCAGACAGGAAACGAGUUAACAGAGAGAUCAUAUGCAGUCUCACUUCUUCACCCACUGACACCAGCACACCGUACCACCCACAGGCCUAUGAUAAGCUCAUGUCUGAGUGUGCUGGCAGUAUAGACAGUAUAAAGCGAGUGAAACUGAUUCUGAAUGAGGAAGAACAACUGGAGGAUCAUGGACUGACGGCCCUCUCGUCAGCAGAUAAGACAGGUGUGAUCGAGCGAUGGGAGCUCCUGCAGGUGCAGUCGUGCAGCAUGCCGCAGGAUAUUCAGCAAUGGCACAAACUGAACUCUGACCUCUGUGAUGUCAUGCCAUGGCUCAACGGUGUGCUGCCCGAGCUGGAGAAACUACAAAUGCUGGAGCCAAAAACCACCAUCAGAGACAUGGAGAGCAAUAUUCACAAACUAAAGGAAAUGCAGAGAACUUUUAAUGGCUACAAAUCUGUGAUGAUUGGUGUUAAUCUAAGUGGACGGGGCUUCCAGGACGGAGACAGCACUGAACUACGGGAAUUACGUAAGAAUCUGCAGUCAGCCAAUCAGAAAUGGGCACAGGCCUGUGUGGCCCUGUACAGCUGGAAGCACCGACUGCACCAAGCCCUCAUGGAGUGUCAGGAGUUCCAUGAGACUCUUCACUCUUUACUGCUGUGGUUAGCUAAAGCAGAGAGCCAGCGUUACAUGGUCAACAUCCAUGACCAAAACACAGACCUCAACAUCCUGCAAGAGCAUCGAGUCACACUCAAGGCUGUUCAGCAGGACUUGCAGUCUCGUGAGAAGGAGGUGUACUUGCUGCAGGAGAUCUCCUCCCAUAUCCUACUACAGGACCAGGUAGAAGACACCCUGGAGGCCAAAGAGAAGGUUCACGUCAUCUGCAAUAAGUUACGGCUGUUAAUCAGACAGAUCGCACAUGACAUUCACACACUGCAGACCAGACUGGACUCAUCAGGUCCUGAUGUAGGCGGGAGAGUGUCAACGCAGCACAAGGAAAGCACAGGAAUUCAGGCUGUUUCACGGGGAGCUUCCACAAGUGUCAGGGUUGCCAAGGCUGAUUCGUCCCGAGCGAGGCCCUUCCUUUAUCGUGUCUUGCGAGCUGCUUUGCCCCUUCAUGUCCUCUUCCUGUUGUUGCUGGUUCUGACAUGCCUGCUGCCUCUCUCAGAAGACGACUACAGCUGCACUCUCGCCAACAACUUCGCCCGAUCCUUUUACCCCAUGCUCCUCUACACCAACGGACCCCCACCAACAUGAGAACGGAGACUUAUUAACCCCUUGUUAACACUCUGCUCCAGUAAAAUUAGAAAGAGGAAAUAGGAUGUAUUAAGUCCACCUUUCCCAGUUAACUAUCCUGUAGCAGAUCCUUUAGCUCUGUUUGAUGUGAGAGACAAAACUCUUACAUUUGGACAUCAUUAUUCAGUAGUUUUUAUUACAACAAUCAGAGCAUGCAAUUGUUCAGCUGACAUAUAGUAACUUUACAUUUCUGGUUCUAAGGUCUGUUGCUCAACGGAGAGGGAUUGUUCUGAAACCUUCCCAUGUGAAAGAUUAUAUUUGAAUUCUUAGAGAACUUUUCGGGGGAAAAAAAGUACAGGCUAAGUGCUUCAUCACAGGUGCACUCAAAACAGUUUUAACUGUAUUAUGUAGCAAAAUAGAACUGUCUACUCUGGGAGUCAUGGAAACACUGAAAUUCUCCUUCACACAAAAAUAAAUGUAUUUAUUUUUUAAAUGUAAAUCACAGAAUAAUUUAAGCUAUAGCUCACUCGAGACUGUAUAUUUAAAUAGAAACCCUGUUGAUGCGUCUGAGUGAACAAGACUCGCCUGAAAAUCAGGUAAUAUGUUCAUGAACGAGUUGUAUAGUUUCUGGGAAUCAAAGUCAAUGUGCAAUGACUUGCAAUGAUGAAAAUAUUUUAUUUGUAGCUCUUUUAACUGCUCUUUCCUUGGUCAAAGCCAUGGAUAGAAAUGGAGAGAGAGAGAAAGAGAGGUGUCAGGGUGUGUGAAAAUGUAAGUCUUUUAAAUUUUAGUCCUUUUAUGUUUUAAUUUAUUCAGCCAAGUUUGAUGGCUGUGUUUUGUUUUUUUGUGUGUGCGUAUGUGAAUAAUGUAAAACUACUUAAGUUGUUAAAUUAUCUCAACAGAUAUAUGACACUGAUUUAUCUGGUUAUGUUUUUAUGGCUUUGUAGCCCAUUGCUAGAAUUCUUUUGGCGGUAGACUGGUCCCCAGACAUUUUUUUUUCUUUUGGUUUUUUCGAUCAGUUGGAUGUUUAAGGUGACAUAAACAAAGCCAUUUCAAAAGGAUCCACACAAAUGUUUUUUUUAUUUUUAUUUUUUUUAUGCACAUUGCAGAAAAGAUGUGUACUGAUAUUUAAUAUUGCUGUUCUGAAAACCCAUGCAGUGAAAUCCAGUUAUUAUGGUAAUAAUUUUUUGAAAAGCCAACAAGUUUCACUUUCACUCUUACUGCCAAAGUGUCAGAUAAUUUGUUUUGUUCUUAAUGGUUAUCUAAAGGAUGCUGUUUGUCCUCUUGAUGCAGUUUUAAUUUAAAUAAUUGUUGUAGUGUGGAUUACAUAAUGGGUCAACUGAAAAAGGCCAUGAUAUAAAUAGCCAUUAAUCACAGAGAAACAAUAAAGUAAAUUUUAUUACAAACGUAUUUUUAUGCAAACCUUGCACUGCCAAUGUGAGCCACAGGAUGAAGAGAAUAUUGAAUCUCUAAUUUCUCUCCAACAUAUUCAUUUCAUUUUUCAGCUGUGUACAGUUUUGCCUGAAAAUGUUUUUAGAAGGUCUACAGGGGCCCCUGGUCUGACAUUCAAUGAGGACCCGACAUCACACAGCCUGCAGCUCCUCAUUUACUUAGCACUUUGAAAGAGAGGAACAAAUGAGUCUGACACACUUAACUCAUCAUUGGCAUUCACUUGUCAGCUCAAGUUCAUGCUGUCAUUUAAGCAAAAGGUGGACAAACCAAACACUCAACUUUUCACUACAAUUGUUAUAAUAUUUGAAAUUUUAACAUAACCUUAAUUUAGCCCUGAUCCUUAUCUAACCCUAACCAAUACCUAACCCUAACCCUAUGCGAUGACUAACUCUAAACUAUAUAAAACCUUAACUAAUGAUAAAAAAAGACUCUGAGUCAAAAUGAAAAAUUGCUAAAAAAAUUUCUGAAUCACAGAAACAUUUAACCUAUUGCUCACUAAUAGACUUUGAGGUCAGUACAUUUUUACCAAUAAAAAUUAUGUUAGUUUUGUGCCUGCUAUGUCAAUUCUGUGUAUCAUCAGUAAAUCCAAUGAUUUGUGUCAUAUUAUCCAUCAUAAUUUUCUCCCAUUUAAUGCAGUCAACAUUUCCAGGACACUUUUUUCAUCUUAAGUUGCAGCUGAUGAAGUGAUUACACGGGGCAUUUCCUAGAAAACUUGUGCCACUAGUUAUUUUCUUACAAACUAAUCAUGAUGCAUCUGGAAUUACACAUUCCAAAAGUUAUGUUUCCGGAAUAAAAUAAAAAUGUUGUGCUGAAUAUGCGUGUAAGCCAGGCUUUACGUGAACCACUGAAAGAGACAAAUAUUUUCACAACUCACAGAUGAUUUUAACACAGUCUCACGUUUACUGUCAAAAACAAGGACUUUAUAAACCACAAAAGAUUUACAAUCAAGGAGCACCACAGGACAGCAAAUACAACCAACAUCUUAUAUAUAGACAGACAAUGUGCAGAUAAUGCAUAAACUAUUAUGUGCGCACGGUUUCCAUUUAGCUAGUUGUUUGGCCAGUCUUCAGAGAAAGAGAGGAACAAAUGAGUCAGCAUUUUUUCUGAGAUCUUUGAUACACUAAACUCAACCUCAUCAUCACUAGCAGUCAUUCGCCAUUGCUUAAC
Myxocyprinus asiaticus (Chinese sucker) is the source of this 31368-nucleotide messenger RNA. Its product is annotated as nesprin-2-like. NCBI's taxonomy places the organism in Eukaryota, Metazoa, Chordata, Actinopteri, Cypriniformes, Catostomidae. The record is from RefSeq and is a predicted model, not a curated record. Gene Ontology annotation, molecular function: protein binding. Gene Ontology annotation, cellular component: membrane.